This is a messenger RNA of Chionomys nivalis (European snow vole), 498 nucleotides long. RefSeq names its product NADH dehydrogenase (ubiquinone) complex I, assembly factor 6-like. NCBI's taxonomy places the organism in Eukaryota, Metazoa, Chordata, Mammalia, Rodentia, Cricetidae. The transcript has 3 exons. Bases 1 to 498 code for a protein of 165 amino acids. The record is from RefSeq and is a predicted model, not a curated record. Gene Ontology annotation, biological process: biosynthetic process.
AUGGUCAUUGUCUUGAACAAAACUGCAGAACUUUCCUGGACAGAGCGGCUCAGGAAGCGGGAUUAUGAAAGUUACUUGUGUUCCCUGCUGUUCCCUGCAGAAUGCCGAAGUUCUGUGUCUGCACUCAGGGCCUUCAACAUGGAGCUGACUCAGGUUAAGGACUCGGUCUCUGAGAAAGCAAUUGGACUGAUGCAGAUGCAUUUCUGGAGAAAAGCUGUGGAGAACAUAUACCGCGACAACCCGCCACACCAGCCUGUGGCCGUGGAACUCUGGAUGGCUGUCAAGAGACAUAAUCUAACUAAAAGAUGGCUUAUGAGAAUCAUUGAUGAAAGAGAAAAAAAUCUGGAUGACAGAGCGUAUCGCAGUAUCCAGGAGCUUGAGAAUUAUGCCGAGAACAUGCAGAGCUCUCUUCUUUACCUGACACUGGAGGUGCUGGGCGUGAAGGAUCUUCAUGCAGACCAUGCUGCAAGCCAUAUUGGAAAGGUGACUCCAGACUGA